AUGCCGGACAACACCCCGAGAAGCUGGUUCGCCGUCCCGGCCCCCGUCGCCGCCCUCUUCCGACGCUUCCCCCUCGCCGUCUACCCUGCCAACGACCUACCCCUCCGCAGUCCCUCCCGCGGCGACACGCCGACACUAUACGUCUUCAUCGCGGACGACGAUGCCCCGAGGGGCCGACCGAGCUUCAACCCCUCGUGUCUAAAGUGGCAGACCUUUCUCAGAAUCGCCGGCGUAGACUUCCACAUCGCCCCCUCAACAAACCACGCCUCCCCCUCCGGCGCCCUCCCCUACCUCCUCCCGCCCUCCCCUCUCCGCCCCAUCGCCGGCCCCUCGAAACUCGAAUCCUACGCCCUAGAAAACACAACCCUCAAGAGGCUGCCCGUGCUCUCCUCCUCCUUCUCGACCUCCUCCGCGCCCGACGCGGAGCUCAGGGCCCGCGAACAAGCCUACCAGUCCUUGCUGGACCACCGCCUCCGCGCCGCCUGGCUAUACGCCCUUUACCUCGCCCCCGCCAACGCGGACCUCCUGUCGCGACUCUACAUCGAGCCGGCCUCAAAGAACCCCGUCGUCAGGCUGACGCUCGCGCACCAGGUCCGCGCGGCGGCCGAGGCCGAGGUGCUGAAGGUGACGAGGAGCGCGGUGGUGGAUGCGAAGAGGGUACACGCUGACGCGCGCGCCGCGUUUGAGGCUCUUGCUGCGUUGCUGGGGGAGAACGGCAGCAGUCGAAGUAGUAGUCACUCGGAAAAGGGGGGAGAGGGUGGUGGUGGUGAGUGGUUCUUUGGCUGCGAGGGCCCGACGCUGUUUGACGCGUCUGUCUUCUCGUACACGCAGCUGCUGCUCGACGAGGAGUUUGGGUGGGUGGACGAGUCGCUGUCGGAGAUUCUGCGCGAGUUUCCUGCUCUUGUGAGGCAUCGCGAGAGGUUGCUGGAGAGGUGCUUUCCUGAUAGCGAGGAGGGGGUCUUGGUAUGA
Molecule: messenger RNA, 969 nt
Organism: Colletotrichum costaricense
Lineage: Eukaryota; Fungi; Ascomycota; Sordariomycetes; Glomerellales; Glomerellaceae
Exons: 2
Coding region: 1-969 (322 amino acids)
Biological process (GO): mitochondrion organization
Cellular component (GO): SAM complex; cytoplasm
Source: RefSeq, a predicted model, not a curated record